Molecule: messenger RNA, 5575 nt
Organism: Platichthys flesus (European flounder)
Lineage: Eukaryota; Metazoa; Chordata; Actinopteri; Pleuronectiformes; Pleuronectidae
Product: serine/threonine-protein kinase NIM1
Exons: 4
Coding region: 1227-2597 (456 amino acids)
Biological process (GO): microtubule cytoskeleton organization; protein phosphorylation; intracellular signal transduction
Cellular component (GO): cytoplasm
Molecular function (GO): protein serine/threonine kinase activity; ATP binding; tau-protein kinase activity
Source: RefSeq, a predicted model, not a curated record
UCCCCACAAUAUUGUUAUCUAUUGAAACUAUAGGAAUUCACAAUCUACAGAGGCACCACCUUGUCAAUUUGAAUACUUUGAAUACUAAUCAGCAUCAGUUUAUUGAUUUUAAAGUAGAUAUAAAGCCCAAAUCUACGAAUUUCUAAAUAUGUUUUGAUAUUAAAUUGAGUUGUCAACAUGCAAAGGGGUUUAACACCAAUUCAAACAGGCCUGGUGUAAAUGUUCUGACAUCUCAAAUGCAUUUGUAAUCUCUUCCUCAUUCAUCAGUCGUCUUCAUCACAGAUAGUGAACUGCACAUUGACUUCCUGUUUCCAGAUGAGUCUCCUCGGAUCUUGCAUAUUUUUCUAUUCAGCCUCUUUUCUCCUUUGACUUUCAUUCAGCAGUGCACGUGCUCAGAUAGUCACUGUGGUUCUGAUUGGAUUACGAUGACUCAUCUGCAGCAUGAAGCUUAUGCCCAAUGACUGCAUCACAAUCCUUGUGUCCAGGUUGGGGACAGAGGUGGACAGAAGUGAUGGGGGUAGUUCAUCAGUACCUGGACCUUCUGGCCUUGUGUCUCUGUCUGUUGUCAUUCUCAGUGCUCAGGUCAAUGUGUUACUGUGUCUUCCCGUCCUGUGUGCUCUCCUUUAAGGUUCCGGUUGAGUCAAUGAAGAUUAAAUUGCUGUUUUUUGGUUUUGAUUUGGUGGAAAAUGACAAAAUAAUUGAAUUUCCAUACGUUAUCAGUGCAUCCUUCAUCAAUACUUUGCUUUAACAUCAAGCAGUUGAACUAGGUCGAGUGGUAUCACCACCGUCCUUCAGUCCACUGACCCCUAGCACGGUUUAUAAGCAGCACAUAUAAUCCCAUCAGUGUCCUGUUCCUGCCCCUGUAUCAGCCUCCAUGUUCCAGUCUAGGGGUUAAAGAAGCCUCUGUAAAGCUUGUCUAUUGUCUGUGUGUGUGGGUGGAGUCCGACACUGUGGGAUUACAGGCCUGUAGGUCUGGAUUAUACAUCAGGAGACAAUGGUGCAGCACAAGGAAAAGAGCUGUCGUGGACCAGCGGUGGUAGAACAGCUUCUGGACCAGAGCAACUUUAUUGGAGCAAGUUCUCUGAUGCAUGCCGAUGCUUUUGAACUCAAACUAUGAAUCUUACAUUGUUUGUUUUCUGUAGUUUUUGGUUCAUGGACAUUUACCGUCUCGGUUUUCCUAUUUUUGGAUUUAGAACAUCUCCAAACCCUCAGAUUCUGCAGGAAUAAUGUAUUUGCAGAACAGGAAUAACGCUAUCAACACAGAGAGGAGCAGGAAGAACCUAAAAGGCAAAACAUGGACUCACUUGAAGACGCCUCCACCUCAGGAGGGGAUCCUCACCCUGUUGCCCACGAAGGGGGACAACAGGCUGGAGGCAAAGGAGAACGUGGCAGAGGAGCGGGAGUCAACGCAGCGCACAGCUUUUGGGAAGGCCUUCUACGACCUGACCCAUUCGGAGAGGGUGAUGAACGACCUGUCGUUUGGAAGGAGGGUGGGGCUUUAUGAGCUGAGAGGGCAGAUCGGCUGUGGCAACUUCUCCGAGGUCCGACUGGGAAUACAUGACCUGACUAAAGAGCGAGUGGCAGUUAAAGUUCUGGAUAAGGUUCGUCUGGACAAGCGCUCACAGACGCUCUUUGCCUCUGAAAUCUCCUGCAUGGAGAAGCUGGCCCACCCCAACAUAGUGCGGCUGUAUGAGGUGGUGGAGACCUUCAGGAGGCUCCACCUGGUCAUGGAGUACGCCAGCGGAGGAGAGCUAUUCUCGCGUAUCAGCACCAGGGGGCGCCUGUCUGAUCUGGAGAGCAAGCUGUUGUUUUCCCAGGUCCUGUCUGCUGUCAAGCAUAUGCAUGACAGUAAUAUUGUGCACCGGGACCUGAAGGCAGAGAACGUUUUCUACACCAACACUUGCUGCAUUAAAGUGGGCGACUUUGGUUUCAGCGUCUUCUGCUGCCCCAGCGACGUCCUCCACACGUUCUGUGGCUCUCCACCUUACGCCGCCCCCGAGCUCUUCAAGGGGAGGGGCUAUAUAGGUCGAUAUGUGGAUAUGUGGGCGCUGGGUAUCUUGCUUUACUUCAUGAUGACCGCCACCAUGCCAUUCAAAGCUACAAACACCAGGAGACUGAAAUGUUGUAUCCUGCAGGGCUCUUACGCCAUCCCCUCCUACGUACCUGAAUCCUGCCAGGAGGUCAUCAAGGGCCUCCUGAGGCCGGUGCCUGUUGAUCGCCUCACGAUGGCACAGAUCAUGUCCAGUGAUUGGAUGAGAGGCCUAGAGUACCCCCAGGCGUUUCCCUCCUAUAGCUCUACUCCCUCACAUCUGGCCGAGCCCACCCGCAUCCUCAGCCCCGAUGAACUACAUGUGAAGGCGGCGCUGGAGGAUCUCGGCAUCACCAGGGCUCACCUCCUCAACAGCAGCGUGGACCUGAGGAGCCCCGUGUGCGGCACCUACCGGAUUAUACUGCAUCGCAUUCAGAAGAGGAGGUGUGUGGAGGCUGUGGGACACAACCAGCAGUGCAUGAGGGAAUCUCAGAACAGACUCCGAUGGAGAGUGGACUCGGACGGACCAUUGAAUGAACACAACUCUGUUGUCUGUGUCAUCAUGUAGCACUUUGGACCACGUGCUUCUUUGACUUCUUCCAAAGAGUUUGAUGUGACAGUUUGUGAGGAGAGGUGUGGAGCUGGAGCCAGGAGGCCAAGCUCAGUUUGUCCAAAGGUUAAACUUAUAUCUAUAUCUACGAUAGUUUUUUAUUGUUGUAUAUUUGAUAACUGUGCAAACAUCAUUACCAGAGCAAUCAUUAUAUGGGAAUAGGCAAACAUAUAUUACUGUGGCAAUCAUUAAUGUAAUAUAAAUAAAGAUAUACAAAUACAGUAUAGAGUUGGUUAAAAUGUGACCAGCAGCACACAUCAAUAAUUUUUUUAAGGUGGACCUGUCAAUUUCACUUCCUACACUUGUCUUGCCUUCACAUGAUAUGACACCAUUGUAGAUGUUACACAAACAGAUGCACAAACUCCAUGUUUAACACAAGUUCAUGAGACGGUUCUUUUGGUCGUACUCUAGCAGAACAGCCAUCAAAUAUUGAAUGAAUCCUUUAGCAGAUUUCACCAGAUUCUUGGUGAAGCUCAAAGGACAGAACAUGGUUUCACUUUUGAUUCUGGCGUUGAGGAGGUGUCGCUGAUUCCCCGUGAAUGAAAGUUCAGCCCGGAGACACAUUCUGUGACAACUUCCAACAUGUUCUGAGAUUAUUUGAAAUGAAGGGAAACUCAAAGCCCUCGAGGCUCAGGUUGCCACGAAUGCGGAAAUAAAAACCAUAAGUUUCUUUAUUACACUUUUUUAAAUUAUAUCAAUGAUGAUCAGGGAAAUGCCAAUCAGGUCAAAGGUCAACAACGAUGCUUCUGAAUAGCGUUCUUACAUUUUCAAUACAUUUCAACACUUUGGUUUUCGUCCAGACUUUGUAGAUGAAUCCGUGGUAAAAAGUUUGAUAAUUUUUUCCACUCAUCCAUAACUAAUUAAAUUCUUAAUGAUGAAUGAAUUCUCAUAAAUGCUUAACAUCAAUUUAGCAUUAUAGUAGAUACAGUUAACAAACAAAUAAAUAAGCAGGGGCAACAUAUUUUGAUGUUUCUUCUAGUUUUAAACGUAUUUAUAAAUAAUUAAGUAUAAAACAUUUAAUUUUUCCUUAUUUUAAAGCAAAGACAUGAACAAAAUCUGUCCCAGAAUUUUCUUGCUGACAUUCUAUUUAAAUUGGGAUGCUGAGUUUACAAAACAAAUUUGGUCUUUGUGAUUUAAAAACUAAUGAAUGUUAUUAUAUUUUAGACAGGGUCAUUAUAAUUUGAUUAAAUGUAAACACUUAUGUUUAUGUGCAAUUUUUAAUAAUUUAUAUUUAUUAAUAUUUUAUAUUUAUACAACCCAGGAAAUGUCUUUAAAAGUAUAAGCAGUUAACAGAUGUCUGCAACAUUUACUUAACUGCAAGAUUCAUAGUAUACAUGAAUAUAUAUAUAUAUAUAUAUAUACAAAUACUCAUAUGCAUAUGAGCUAAAGUAGCAGCUAUGACAUGAUGAUAGAGAAAUGAUAAUAAACAUAAUGUGAUUUCACUUUGUGAUGUGCUGUGAUUUAUGGCAGCUUUCCCUUUUUUAUUGCCCUUUCUAGACUCAUAGGAGUCAAGAUGACAGGUCAGUCUUUGGAUUUAUGUUCACUCUAAUUUCCAAAGCUUUUUUAUGCCAUUAAGGUGAAAGAGAUGAAACAAUAGGAAACAAGUAUGUGCCGUGACUUCUAUUGGUUUUAUUUCAGUUUUUAAAACCUGCCGCGACAUGUAACAGCCUCACUUUCUCUUCUUCUGAUUUAUACGUGUUCAAACAUCCCAUUCCCUGUAAUUCAUCACAUUUGUUGCAGCCUAAAGUGAUUUUCCCAUAUAUUGUUUUCCUGUCUCAUACUUUCCUUUCACGUUUUUUUCUCCGCUUUAUGAAAGACUGCCCAGAUUUCUGCUUAUGAUGCCAACCAGCCAUUUAUUUCUUUCUCUCCAUGCAUUCGAGCGUUGACGUGUUGUUUUGAUAAACACAAGAAGAAACUGGGUCUCAGCUCAUAUAUCUUUCCCAAGCUGCAGCCAGAUUCCCGAAGGUGGUGAGUCUACUUGUCAAACUUUUUGAAGUAUAAGAGGUAUAUGCCAUUAAUGCCAGUAAAAUAAGUAUAAAUCACCUUUGCCUAGGCAGCAUAAAACAAAUACUUUGGGCAUUAAAGAUUUUUUAAAUGUUGAUUGCGCAACUUAAAAAUAAAAACUCUUACCUCGUACUCAUGUGCAGGUCCAGAUCUGGAGAGCAGAUGUGUUAAUACCUGUCUGAUAAAUAGACAUCAAUACAUGAACUGCAGGAUUGUAUGAUAGCAAAUUGCAAGAUGAAGCCUCUGCAUGGCCCCAAUGUGUGGAAAUCAUCAAUGUGCACAUAUACAAACAGUGUGUUGCUCACAGAGAGAUUGUAUCAGCUGCAUGUCCCUGCAGUUCUUCUGAAUGCUCUUGGAGAUGAGAGGGUGAUGCUCAUGUUGGCUGUAAAUCAACACACCAGAAGACUUCACAUGUGCUACCUGUUGUCUCUCUGCAGAGGUUCCUUGGAAUCAUUCUACUGAGUCAAUGAGCUGUAGCCUACAACCCCUGCAAAGCAAAACAACUGCAAUGAACACACGUCUGAUAAGAUUUUAAAGUGGGACACACACUCAAAUAACAACUAUGGAAAAUAUUCAUCCGUUCAUUUUUUGUGUUCAGUGUUUAAUUUUGAUAAUAUCAAGUGAUUUAUAAGAUAAAUAAAGCUGGUAUGGUUUGUAUUUGUGCUUUUCCAGUCCUGAUAUGACUCUAAGCUCUGUUCACAUGCACAUUCAUACAGUGCAGUUAUGUGCAGCAAUUCCUCCAUCACACAACAGCACGUGGAACGAAGGUGUAAGGCAUCGAACCACCGACUUGCUGGUUUGCGGACGAUCUGUUUUUGUUUGAAGCCCCAUGAACACAGAGUGAAGUCAGUAGAGCUUUUUAAAGCUUCUUACACAAUAUGAUGAUUAUUAUGAUUAAAAUCCAUACUCUGAAUAUUCUAAAGUGUACAAUA